Messenger RNA from Eubalaena glacialis (North Atlantic right whale), 2911 nucleotides. It is a transcript of the gene ZNF875, whose product is annotated as zinc finger protein 875. Gene Ontology annotation, molecular function: RNA polymerase II cis-regulatory region sequence-specific DNA binding; DNA-binding transcription factor activity, RNA polymerase II-specific; zinc ion binding. NCBI's taxonomy places the organism in Eukaryota, Metazoa, Chordata, Mammalia, Artiodactyla, Balaenidae. The transcript is spliced from 6 exons. The coding region runs from base 146 to 2137 and encodes 663 amino acids. Gene Ontology annotation, biological process: regulation of transcription by RNA polymerase II. The record is from RefSeq and is a predicted model, not a curated record.
AUUAGGCCGGUUGGCAACGGGGUAGAUAACAGUAUUCGGGUCCUUCUCACACCUCUGCUCUUGGUUCCCGAGCUUCAGCCUCAGGAUCGAUCUGCCUUCUGAGACUUUGCCCUUCUUCAGGGAGAGCACUCAGGAGAUCAGGAAAAUGGCCACGGGGCUCCUGAAAGCCAAAAAAGAGGCAUUCGUGGCGUUCGGGGAUGUGGCUGUGGACUUCACCCAGGAGGAAUGGAGGUUGUUGACCCCUGCUCAGAGGACCUUGCACAGGGAGGUGAUGCUGGAGACUUAUAACCACUUGGUCUCACUAGCGGAAAUUCCAUUUUCCAAACCAAAACUCAUUUCUCAGCUGGAGCGAGGGGAAGAGCCCUGGAUAGAGGAGAGACAACGUCCGCCGGGUCUCUGUCCAGCAUCUGGGCCCACUCAGCAACAGUUUCUAUUGGCUGCAAUUUUUUCCCUAGGAUCAAAGCUAGAAAUUCAACCUUGUCCCUCCUGUCCUCUGGCAUUCUCUAGUCAGCAAGCCCUCAGCCAACAUGUGUGGCUCAGUCAUCUCCCUCAGUUUUUCUCAAGUUUAUGUGCAGGAAAUCAUCUCCAUUCAGGGAAACAAUAUUCAGAAGAUCAGAAACAGCAGCAGGAGCAACUCUUUGAUCAAACCUGCUCAAGCAACAAAGCAGAAAUUCAAGAGAGAGAAGAACAUUCCAAGCUUUUGUUUGGGAGAGUAAGUAAAAGCAGCACUUCAAAGGCAUUGUCCAGAACCCUGGAAGAACAGCCAGUAAGGUCCAAGGAAGACAACAUAGUGGUGGACAUAGGGCCCAGCCCUGCCCAGAGGACAAACCUUGAGGAAACAGACAAAAUAUUACAUGGUUUAGAAGUCUCAGGAUUUGGAGCAGUCAAAUAUGGAGAGUUUGGGCUAGGCUUUAUCAAGGAGUCAAACCAGCUCAGCCUCCAGAAGACACACACAGGGGAGACCCCUUACAUGUACACUGAGUGGGGACAAAGCUUUAGCAGUAUGUCAGUCCUCAUCAAAAACCAGAGGACACACUCUGGGGAAAAGCCUUAUGUGUGCAGGGAAUGUGGACGAGGCUUUACCUGGAAGUCAAACCUCAUCACACACCAGAGGACACACUCAGGGGAGAAACCGUAUGUGUGCAAGGAGUGUGGACGAGGCUUUACUUGGAAAUCAAACCUCUUCACACAUCAGAGGACACACUCAGGGGUCAAGCCUUAUGUGUGCAAGGAAUGUGGGCAGAGCUUUAGCCUGAAGUCAAACCUCAUCACACACCAGAGGGCACACUCUGGGGAGAAGCCUUACAUUUGCAAGGAAUGUGGACAUGGCUUUCGCCAGCAUUCACACCUCAUCAGACAUAAGAGGACACAUUCAGGAGAGAAGCCUUAUGUUUGCAGGGAGUGUGAGCAAGGCUUUAGCCAGAAGUCACACCUCAUUAGACACUUAAGGACGCACACAGGAGAGAAACCUUAUGUGUGCACAGAAUGUGGGCGUCACUUUAGCUGGAAAUCAAACCUCAAGAUACACCAGAGGACGCACUCAGGGGUUAAACCUUAUGUGUGCCUGGAAUGUGGGCAGUGCUUUAGCCUGAAGUCAAACCUCAACAAACACCAGAGGUCACACACAGGGGAGAAGCCAUUUGUAUGCAGGGAGUGUGGGAGAGCCUUUACCCGGAAAUCAACCCUCAUCACACACCAGAGGACACACUCAGGGGAGAAGCCAUUUGUAUGCACAGAGUGUGGGCGAGGCUUUAAUGAUAAGUCAACCCUCAUCUCACACCAGAGGACACAUUCAGGGGAAAAGCCUUUCAUAUGCAGGGAGUGUGGUAGAAAGUUUAGCCAGAAGCCAAACCUGUUUAGGCACAAGAGGGCACACUCAGGGAAUAUACCCUUUGUGUGCAGGGAGUGUGGACAAGGCUUUUGUGAUAAGUUAACUCUCAUUACACACCAGAGGGCACACUCGGGGGGGAAGCCUCAUGUAUGCAGGGAGUGUGGGCAAGGCUUUAGCCGGCAGUCACACCUUAUUAGACAUCAGAGGAUCCAUUCAGGAGAGAAGCCUUAUAUUUGUAGGAAGUGUGGGCGAGGCUUUAGUCGGAAAUCAAACCUCAUCAGACAUCAGAGGACACACUCAGGAUAGAAACCUUGUGUGGACAAGUAGUGAAACCUUUAGCCAAUAGUCACACUGCAUGAGACACCAGAAGUCCCACCCAGGGCUGUAGCUUUAGUAAUAAGUCAGCCAUUGCCAGACACUAAAGUAGAGACAUCUCAUGUGUGAUGGGGGUGUUCACGAGACUAAUGGUAAGGGUCAACAUCUCCAAUCACCUGAAGGAGAAUUGCUGGCCCAUUUUCAGGGGCUCUGGCUUUCCCUAGUGGGGAUGGUAGGUUGUGGAAGGUCUCUCAGGUAACUUGAUGGAGAGAGUACUUAUUAAGUAGGUUGAAAUUAGAGAAUUGAUACUAUUCCAAUAUCAUUUCCCAAGUAUACUUGAAUACUCCUUCCACAGUAACCUGGAUGUUACAAAAAUAGCAGUUCUAGAGUCUGUCUCUUGAUGUCUGUCUUACCUUCUGAGAACAAGAGACAGAAACCAUGGCUGAUUUAAUCUUGGUUCCACAGAGCAUGACCCAGCAGAGUCAGCUUCAGGGAGAGUUUGGAAAAUGGUCAACUCAUGGGGACAGAGAUAGUGCUUGGGUAGAAGGUUUUAUUGUACAAAAGGCUGACAGGUAAGAAAGAUUGUAGGCAUCCUAGCUCUAAGUUUGGGAAGAGGUGUCCAUUUUUGGAAAUAUCGUAUCUUUGCUUGCUUCCUGGGGCUGUCUCUGGUUUUCAGGUUGAAUCCAUACUGAAAAUGUUUCUAUUGACUAGUGUUUUUAGACUAGAAAUGUACUAUGUAGUGUUAUGAAGAAAGUAUGUACACAU